UAUUAUGUCAACCGACUUUCGGAUUAUUAGACAAGGGCAAAUCCACCCAACUCGCGUGAGCCAUUCAUCGAGGGAAGCCUUGAAUUUGCACUAAUCACAGCCGACUGCUGGUCCGCGAAAACCGCCACAUAGUCUGCCCAGCCGAGUAAAUGUCUCGCCUAAGUAAAUCCGAGGCGGCUUCUCGCGUCCCACCCCCAAAAAGUGAGAGAUCCAGCUAUCGCACCGAGGCCUGGCCUACCGAUACUCUUUCAGUGCUCGACUGAAUAACUAACUAAAAGCAAACUCUAAAAGUUCUAAGCCGUUUUGGACCGCGCGUGCGCCUCAAGACAUCCGCGUUUGUUCUUCAUCUUCCUCUUCUUCUUAUUGUCGUUUUCGAUUUUGUUUUGUGUUUGUGUGACGUUUUUAUGAGAAAGUGAGAGUGCUUUAUUUUUUUAAUAUGGAUACGCGGGAUGAGGCGGCACCUCCGGUGCCCCGAAGGGCUUCCAACCCUUUGGUAAAACAGACCAAGUUUUCCGAUUCAAAUGGUGUCGACGCCGUUGACCUCCAGCAACGACGCCGAUCGAGCGCCUCGUCGGCAGUCGAGAAGCGAGUGUCGAUUGACGAGGGGCUCGCGAAACGUCGCAGAUCUUUGGUACCAAUGUCCAGCAUGGAAGAGGAGAACCUCAGGGAACGGCUCCACGUGACUCAUCUUAAAUUGUGCGGGGAGAUAGUCAAACUGGAGCAAAAACAUACCAGGGAUACGUUCAGGAGACUAUUCCAAAAUAAGGCUUUUUUGGAAAGUUUAUUUAAACUUUUUGACCAAGACAGAGACCAGUGCUUGGUGCAGGAUGAAUGGAUUGAGUUUAUAAAACAAAGAUUGACCAAUGAAAAACAGCAUUAUUUUGCCGAACAACUGGAAAGUGUGGCCUUUUGUUUAUGUGGAAAUGAUCCAAUUAGUUUAGAGAAUUUUUACCAAAUAUUAAAUGCUAAAGGAAUUGUAGAUAAACUAUUUAGGUUAAUAGAUGAACAAAAUUCAGGAACUAUAACAUCAGAACAAGUCAUGGAGUUCUUAUCCACAAUAACAAAUGCAAGGCCACGUACCGGCUUCGACAAAGGCAGCUUAGAGAGGCUCGAGCAACUUUUCAGGCAGACUGUAGGAAAUGAGAAGGAGAUCAGAAGGGAGGAUUUUAAGAAGAUUGCCACCUCUAAAAAUCCAUUUUUCACAGAAAGAGUCUUCCAAAUAUUUGAUACAGAUAACUCAGGAUCCAUUUCACUUCAGGAAUUUUUAGAUGCCAUGCAUCAGUUUGCUGGUCAGACUCCAGAUGAUAAAAUUAGGUUUCUUUUUAAAGUAUAUGACAUAGAUGGCGAUGGCUUAAUUCAACACAAAGAGCUCCAGCACGUGAUGAGAGCAUGCAUGGAAGAAAACGGCAUGCAAUUUAGCGAGGAACAAAUCGACGAUUUAACAGUAGCCCUGUUUGAAGAUGCCGACGUAAAAAACAGGGGCACUAUAACGUACGAAGCCCUUAAAAGCCAACUCGAAAAACACGAUGGUCUUCUGGAAAACCUCACAAUAAGUAUCGAUAGAUGGUUGGUACCUCCAAAACCUAAAACACCUCCUGGGUCUGCUUCUCUAUUUGGAAAACUAGCAUCAUUUUUUAGACCUUAUCAACUAACGUUACCUUACGUGAAAAACAAUUAUGUGUAUCUCAUAUUUUUAGCAUUAUUUGUUAUUGUGAAUGUAGCUUUAUUCGUGUCCAGAGCUUACGAAUACAGACGAUCGAAUUGGUUUACGAUAUUAGCUAGAGCAUGUGGUCAGUGUUUGAACUUCAAUUGUGUGUUUAUAUUAGUGUUAAUGUUAAGACAGUGCAUCACGUUUUUGAGGACCAGAGGGUUUGGAGAGUAUUUACCUUUGGAUCAGCAUAUCUAUUUUCACAAAAUAACAGGGAUUUUGAUUUUUGGAUUUAGCUUUCUACAUACCAUCAUGCAUAUGCUAAAUUUCACUCUACUUGUCGUAAACGAUCCAGUAAUCAACGAAAGAAACUUCACUACAACUGAAUGGAUUCUAACAAAUCGUCCAGGAUUAUUUGGACUAAUAGGUGGCCUAGCAAAUCCUACAGGUGUUGCCUUGUUUGUCAUUCUUUUGAUCAUGUUCUUCUGUUCUCAAGCCUUUGUUAGACGAGGAGGAUGUUUUGAAAUAUUCUACUGGACCCAUCUUAUGUACGUGCCAUUCUGGGUGCUUCUCAUUUUCCACGGUCCAAAUUUUUGGAAAUGGUUCAUAAUACCCGGUAUUCUUUAUUCCAUCGAAAGGAUUAUCCGGUACGUUUGGAUGCAAACAGACCAUGGUAAAACUUAUAUCAGUUCCGGCCUACUUUUGCCCUCCAAAGUCACCCAUUUGGUGAUAAAAAGGCCCAUACAAUUCGAUUUUCACGCUGGCGACUACAUUUUUGUGAAUAUACCUGCCAUUGCUAAAUACGAAUGGCAUCCUUUUACAUUGAGUAGCGCGCCCGAACAAGAAGAUUAUAUGUGGCUACACAUAAGGGGCGUGGGCGAAUGGACAAACAGACUAUAUGACUAUUUCGAGAAAAAGCAAGAAAAACUUCACAACGGUGAAAUAGCCCCACUAGGAGAACAAAUAACGAAAAGAUUAUCGAGUGGAAGCAUAAACAAUAACAACCAAAACCCAAUCAAGAAAAUACAGUCAACCAUCACAAGAACUUUAUCGAAAAAAGAAAAAGCCAAACCUGGAAUUCAACUCGUUGGUUUUGAUCCCAUCAACACUGACAAUAUGAUGAUGAGAAAUGCUGUAACACCAGAUAAACCAACGUGUAGCUCAACAGAAACACCCAUGUCUGUCCCAAUGAAACUCUCAGCCGAUAGAAAUCUUCAAAAAUUGCUGUUCUCGGAUAAAGCUCCUCUAGAGAAGUCUCUAUCAAUGCCUGAUAUGCAAACUAAAUUCAAAAAACGCGAAAGAUUACUUGUGUUAAGAGAAUACAUGAGAUCAGAAUCAGAAAAAACCUUUGAUGAAUGUCAGAUAAGAAGAGCUCGAUUGAAAUCCUUAGGCUUGGCUUACUUAAGUCCACAAAAUAAGAGCUUAGCACAAAGUUUCAGGUAUAUGAGAAAUAAACCUACGAUUAUUGCUUUCCAAACGCCAAGUCUAGAACAAUCAACAAUGUCAUUGGGUCGCCAAAUAAGUUCGUUGAGUUUUAAGUUGGUCGGCAACAGUCCUGAAAGACAAGCUGAGGAAGGUACGGUUAAUGAAGUGUUUACCCCAACAACUCCACCAAUUUUAACGAAAGCUGAUGUGAAUUACCCACUUGGAAAUCCCCUUGAGAUAUAUAUUGAUGGGCCUUAUGGAGCACCUUCAAGUCACAUUUUUAGAGCUCAGCAUGCAGUUUUAAUAGGAACAGGUAUCGGAGUGACACCUUUCGCUUCGAUUCUACAAUCUAUCAUGCACAGAUAUUGGAAAGCCCGUCACAGCUGCCCUAAAUGCAAAUUUUCCUGGGCUUCGGAAAUACCUCCUACUGUAAUGAACCUUAGAAAAGUGGACUUUUUCUGGAUAAACAGAGAUCAAAGGUCGUUCGAGUGGUUCGUGAAUUUACUUUCGCAACUCGAGAUCGAGCAGGCGGAAUUGGGAGGAGCUAUGGAAAGAUUUUUGGAUAUGCACAUGUAUAUCACGUCGGCCUUGCAGAAAACAGAUAUGAAGGCUGUUGGGCUACAGCUGGCCUUGGACUUAUUACACGAAAAGGAAAAACGGGAUCUUAUCACCGGUCUAAAAACAAGAACAAACGCUGGAAGGCCCAACUGGGACAAAGUGUUCAAACAAAUCCUAGAUCAGAAGAAAGGUAAGGUAACCGUAUUUUACUGCGGUCCUCCAGAGUUGGGCAGAAUGUUGCGCGUAAAAUGUGAUCAAUUUGGGUUUAUAUUCCGUAAAGAAACCUUCUAGUUUAAAGUUUUGUAUAGUUUUAUGUGUAGUUUGUAUAGUAUUUAUUAAAUGUUAUGUGAGUAGUUUGUAUUAUAUUUUAACAUAUUUUUUCUAUUUUUGUAUAUAUAUUUAUUGUGUGUAUUCAGUUUUUUAGAUCUAUUUUGGUUGUGGUUUUUAUCAUACUAGACAAAAGUCUUAAUGUUUAUAGUUAGUGCUUUAUAUUGUAUAGUAUUUUAUUUCAAUAAACAAUACGUAUUUUAAAAUAACCUUUUUAUUUAUACUACUAAAAAAUAAAUAUCUGUACAUAUACAUCUAUAUUUCUGUACAAUUAUCCUCUUCUUCUGGAUCGUAUGCAUUGUUUUCAAAUCCUCUAAAAUCGACUUCAUCCAGCAAAUCAU
Brassicogethes aeneus is the source of this 4299-nucleotide messenger RNA. The record is from the annotation of a GenBank genome assembly. NCBI's taxonomy places the organism in Eukaryota, Metazoa, Arthropoda, Insecta, Coleoptera, Nitidulidae.